Molecule: messenger RNA, 2099 nt
Organism: Ziziphus jujuba (common jujube)
Lineage: Eukaryota; Viridiplantae; Streptophyta; Magnoliopsida; Rosales; Rhamnaceae
Product: zinc finger CCCH domain-containing protein 12
Exons: 3
Coding region: 642-1763 (373 amino acids)
Molecular function (GO): metal ion binding; mRNA binding
Source: RefSeq, a predicted model, not a curated record
AAGAAGUACAGAACCUCUAUCAACUGCUCAUCUGCUAUACAAGUGCAAGCUUGGAAAGCUUCUCCUCCUUUUGGGGGUUUCAUUAUGCCUCACUCUUCCAACCAAAUCUAUCUCUAAAUCUCAAAAUCCCAUUUAUUAAAUUUUCCAAAACCUUAUUUUAGUAUUUUUUUUUUAACUGUUACUGUAAACCCAUGGUUUCCACUAUUUUAUUCUCAAAUUUUCCUUUUUUUUUUUUGUUUUAACAACUUUUUUGCUCUAUAAUAUGGUUAUCUUUUGGAUAUUAUGAGCCUGUAGAUCCAACAACCAAUUUCAUUUUGGUUAUAUAAUUCUAUGGAGUUCAGCUUUUGUUCAGAUUAUAUUGUUGUGAUCUGUUGAACCAUUUCUUCUUCUUUGUUCCUUCUUUUUUUUUUUUUUUUUUUUUGGGUUCUUUGGUUAGUUACUGAAGACUGUACAAUUUUGGCGCUUUAGAUGUUUGUUCUUUUGAAUACCCAUUUCACAAAUUCAUGAAAUUUCACAAAUUUUCACCGGUUUUGGUCAAAAUUUUGUAAUUUGAGUUUGUGGGUAUCAUUUCUAUGUGCAAUCGGAAUCUUCAAAUCAGCUAUUAGGGUUUUGUUAUCACCAAGAUUUUCUCAGUUUACCGAAUGGAUUACGGUAGAGAUGGUGGGUUUUCAAGUGGAAACGUGGUUCAGAUAAUGACUGGAAGUGGUGGAGAAAAUUGGGGAGGUGGUGACCAAGUGGUUUGGGCUACAGAGGAUGAUUACAGAGUUUGGAACAACGGUGAUGCAUCAGGGGAUGCUUUUUCAAAUUCGAGCUAUGAACAAAGGCAAUCCCAAACUCGGUCUGGUAGUGAACCUCCAAACAAGAAAUCUAAGAAUUCCCAAGAUGUAACUUCCUCCAACAGGUCCAAAGCUAUUGGGAAAAUGUUCUUCAAGACCAAACUUUGCUGCAAAUUCCGUGCUGGGACUUGCCCAUAUAUCACAAAUUGCAACUUUGCUCAUAGCAUAGAAGAGCUCCGGAGACCGCCUCCUAAUUGGCAGGAAAUUGUGGCUGCUCAUGAGGAAGAUAAGGCAGUGUCAUCGGAGCCAAGGGAAGAGUUUCAGAUUCCAUCAAUUGGGUCUUCGAAUUUCGCUGUGGAGACUCAGAGGUCAUAUAAAGGGAGGCAUUGCAAGAAGUUUUAUACUGAGGAAGGUUGUCCCUAUGGGGACAAUUGCACUUUUCUUCAUGAUGAGCAAUCCAAAAAUAGGGAGAGUGUGGCUAUAAGUUUAGGUCCCGGAGGGUAUGGCGGCGCCGCCGCAGCAGCGAGUGGAGGAACGAAUAACAAGCCGUCAAACUGGAAAACAAGGAUUUGCAAUAAGUGGGAGUUGACAGGGUAUUGCCCAUUUGGAAGCAAAUGCCAUUUUGCUCAUGGUGUGGCAGACGCAUUCCCUAUAUGUCAUUGUCUCUCUUUCAUAAGGAUUAUUGGCAGCAGGAAAUCUCAUGGCAAGAAGUUGCACCGGUAUGGCGGUGGGCUUGUGGAUAAUGAAGUUAGAGAUUCUUCUGUUUCUUCAGACAACAAGCAGGUUGGGGUGCCGUCAAAAACUCCAGCAGAUACUGUGGUCUCAUCAGUCCCUUCAGUACCUCAUCCUGAUGUUUACCAUAUUGGAGUUCCAUCACAAAGGUCAUCUGUUGUAAUUCAGCGGCCAGGGCAGAGAACUCAUCAGAAAUGGAAGGGUCCGGAUAAAAUCAGUCGGAUAUACGGUGACUGGAUUGAUGAUAUUGAAUAGUAUUUGGAGUAGCUGCCCUGCAAUGCAAAAAAUGUUAAAGAUGAAAGGUAAUAACUUAUGUAUCCUCUUUAAAAUUUCGUAGAAACUAGAUACGUCUCUGUAGGAUAUCAUGCAAUCAUGUAGCUGUAGCUUUAAUAUGAAGGAAGAUUUUUCCUGCCUGCCUGCUUCAAGUUUUAGGUAGAUGCAAUGCUUGUUGGAGUUCUGGUUCUGUAUCUGUUCAAUUUAUAAUUUUAAUUUAUUUUUUGGUUGUUAGUUUUGGAAGUUAAAGAUUGUAUGAACUUGGUAGUAUCAUCCUUAUUACCAUACAUAAUUAAUGGAUGGCCUUUGUUUCAUGCA